UUUUCUUUCACCCUAACAUAUCCUACCCAUCCUCGUCUUCAUGGAUAUGGCCAUCCAGCUGCUCCAUCCAUCCCAUCCGCAAACCACGUGACCCAGUUCUCCCAUGUCCUUCAGUAGUUCAUUCAGCAUGAUGGCUGCGGAUGCUGCGGAUGCUCUCUGCUGCAUCCUGCAUCCGCGCCGACUCUCUCUACUCUUUCUGACCGUCACCCUCUCCUCUCUGCCGGCCCCGACAGCAGCGCUGCUCGGCGUCCGGCCAGAGGACACGCAGAGCGGAGAGCUGUCCGUUCAGGACGGCAUACUGAGGGCGACCGAGGGGACCCGCUUCAUGCUGCGGGUUUACUACUCCGCAUCUCCAGCUACGGAGCAUCCAAACAACCUGAACAUCAGCGGCAGACCUGACGCUGCUCCCGCCGCCCCAUGGAUCGCGUUCAUAGAGGAAACAGGAGGGGACAGCGGGGACUCAGAUAGGUGGCUCCGGUCCACAGGGAACCCAUGUGAAGAGGAGAAUGCCCGGAGCUCUGACAUCGAGCUGCUGGGCUCUUUCAAAUCCACCUCAAGUCACAACUCAGUUUUGGUGGAGCUGCUUGCCAAAGACCUGCGCAGAGGCGAGGUGAUCAAAUACUACUCCAUGUGCGCUUUUGAUGGAGUGAAAUGGGAGCAUUUCAGCACCAGAGACUUUUGGUUGGCAGUGGUGGAGAGACCUCCAGAGGCAGACGUUUGGCUCCAGGCGGGGGUCUCCGUGUUGCUGUUGGGGCUGUCGGCGCUCUGCAGCGGUCUAAACAUCAGCAUGCUGGCCCUGGACCCCGUGGAGCUCCGGGUCCUGCAGAACAGUGGCACAGAGAAGGAGCAGAAAUACGCACGGAAAAUAGAGUCUGUGCGUAAACAUGGAAACUACAUCCUUUGCACCGUGGUGCUGGGCAACGUGCUCACUAACACAUGCUUUGUGGUCUGGAUGUGCCAGAUUUUAGGGAUGACUGCUCUCUCAACUGCCUCUUGUACUUUGGGGAUAUUCUUUAUUGGCGAGAUCUUACCUCACUCCGUGGCGUCCAGGCACAGUCUCGCCAUCGCCUCCAAGACCCUCUGCGCGACCCGCCUCCUGAUGCUGGUGUUUUUCCCCAUCGCCUACCCAGUCUCCAAAAUUUUGGACAUCAUGCUACACCAAGAGAUCAGCAACUUUUACACCAGGGAGAAGCUGGUAGCCAUGCUGCGCGUCACAGACCCGUACCACGACCUGGUCAAAGAGGAGCUCAAUAUUAUCCAGGGAGCCCUGGAGCUGAGGACCAAGACCGUGGAGGACGUGCUGACACCGCUGUCCGACUGCUACAUGCUGUCGUCGGAUGCCGUGCUGGACUUCUGCACCAUGUCCGACGUGAUGCAGAGCGGCUUCACCCGAAUCCCGGUCUACGAGAACGAGAGAUCCAACAUCGUGGACAUCCUGUUUGUCAAAGACUUGGCCUUCGUGGAUCCUGACGACUGCACUCCGCUGAAGACAAUUACUCAGUUUUACAAGCAUCCCAUGCACUGCGUGUUCAAUGACACCAAGCUGGAUGUGAUGUUGGAGGAAUUUAAGAGAGGUAAGUCCCACCUGGCUGUGGUGCAGAGGGUGAACAGUGAGGGGGAGGGAGAUCCCUUCUACGAGGUGAUGGGCAUCGUCACCCUGGAGGAUGUCAUAGAGGAGAUCAUCAAGUCCGAGAUUGUGGAUGAGACAGAUCUGUAUACUGAUAAUCGGACCAAAAGGCGAGUGUCCAACCAUGAGAGGAAACAGCAGGAUUUUUCUAUAUUCAAACUGGCAGAAAAUGAGCUGAAGGUGAAGAUCUCGCCCCAGCUGUUGCUCGCAACACAUCGCUUCUUGGCUACAGAGGUUGAACCGUUCCGGCCGUGUCACCUGUCAGAGAAGAUCUUGCUGCGUCUCAUCAAACAUCCCAGUGUUGUGCAGGAACUCAAGUUCAACCCCAAGAAGAAACACACUCCUCAACACUACCUCUUCCAGAGAAACAAACCUGUCGACUACUUUGUCCUCAUUCUGCAGGGACGGGUGGAGGUAGAGAUAGGAAAGGAGGCUCUUCGCUUUGAAAAUGGAGCAUUUUCCUACUAUGGCAUGCCAGCACUCAUCCCACCCCUGCCUAUCGGUCACAGGUAUAAUUCGCGAGGCAGUGGUCUGAACCAAUCAGAUUCAUUACUGAGUGGAGGCAGCGUGGGUCAGCUCACAACAGGAGGAGGGGUCUACUUACCAGACUACUCAGUCCGACAGCUCACAGACCUGCAGAUCAUCAAGAUUUCCAGGAACCACUACCAGAAUGCUCUGACUGCCACAAGGAUGGACAGCUCCCCUCAGACACCAGACCCGGUGGACCCUGACGCUAAAGGGAGGCCUCCAGUUCCAGAGGCCCGCUCACACAGCAUCGCCCUCCCCCUCACACACACACACACUCGGCUGGGACUGGCACGCCUCGCACACCUCCAUCCCCAUGGUGGCCUUUGCAACACCUCCCAGCUCAAUGAAAGAAACCGUAUCGUUCGCAGUAAGUCUGAUGGCCAGAGGAGUCCGAAUGAUACUGUGUUCCUCCGCAUGGAUGAGAUUCCCUACAUCAACGAGGACCGACCAGAAAAUUAUGGGGAGAAUGAUGUGCCUACAGAGUCUCAGCCAUCCACCUCUCCCUUGAUCAGCUCUCUGUCUCUAUCCAGCUCUGAGGAGAACAUUGGAAAGAAGCUAUUGCGUAAAUUGAGUAACAAGAGGAGGAAAAAGUCUCGGGAAGGAGAUAAGAGUUUGGAGGAAGGUUCAGAGCAACCACCAGUGACGAGCUAGCACAGUGACACUGAGGAAGAGGGAUGACGCAGACGCCUUCUUCUUCUUUAUCAUUUGCUAGUUUUCCUCACUUAACAACCGCCCCUUCAUAGACUCCCUCAAUGAUCCGACAACUUUCACAGGAGACUGAGCCAUCCUAUCUGCUGUAGCCACCAGUAAUACUCAGGUCCCCACUGACACAGUCUGUCCCACUUCUGCCUGACUUCACACCCUUAGUGAUUGCUGAUCGUAAGAGGGACAGAUCAAGAUUGGAAAAUUGAUUGGAAAAAUCUAAAUAACAUAGUAUUGGAUUUAUCCAGCCUUACACUGGACUGUUUGGAUCUCAGCAGGUUUUCAUUACGUUUUGUAGAAUAUUGGGCCACUUCAUGUCCAUGUUACCUUUUUCUGGUAGCUUUACCCAUAAUGUUAAUAUCUAAAUCAUCUCAUUUAAGCCAUAAUGUGUCAAUCAAGUGGCAGAAUAGUCCGGAAUUUAAUAACCGGCUACCUGUUCAUUAGCUGCAAUCACUUUAUCUAAACUCUGAGAUCUGUCAAUAUGGAGGAACUCAGCAAAGUUCUUCAAUAAUAUCUGAGCCAUUUUUGACCUUUUCCAUAGUCAAAAAAAACAGUAUUAAUUAUUUAUUUGUUAUUAUGAAGCAGUUCCCACAUACUGAAAAUGCUGUUUGCACAGGGAACUGUCCUAUUGUUGCCAUAACGGUGCCACCUACUGCCAACAUAAUCCACCACAGAAGAAAAAGCCACGAGACCACAGCACAAUUUUUACACCAGAGUAAAAAAAAAGCGCAACUGUAUUUUUAAAAAAAUUCAUAAAUUAUUCUCAGCAUGAAUGACUAAUUUUACAAACUGGCCUCUAUACAGUUUAGAGGGGUGCGCACAAUUUUGAAAAUAUCUGUGCUUGAAACAACACAAUUUCUUACCUGAUUUUUAUAUGAAAGUGUCAGAAUUACCAAAUGUAAUUUAAAGAUAGCAAUAUCAAUCAUCUUAUAUAAAUGGCUUGAAUUUAUCACUAGACAACCACAUACACGCGCACCUUCAGUAAAUGCAUCUGUCCUACAGAAAUGCAUGUUUUCUACACACAGUCUGUUUUGUAUAUGUUUUCCCAUUACAACACAUUUCAGUGUUUCUAUUAAACACACACCUUCAUUUAUUGACCUUUUCUCUUGACCACCUUUUAAAAAAUCAUUAGCCUGUCACACUGAAGACACAAAAGACACACUAGUGUGGAAUUCUUCAACUUCAUAACAUCAUAUUAGCCACUUUUCUGUGCACAGUUAAUCUCUCACAAGGUCGUUAACUAAAGCUGCAUACACCAAUUAACAAUAAACUAGGGGUUUGAGGGGUUUCUUUGAGUGAAGGGGUUCAAUGGAUUUUGAGUAUUCUUGAGGGAGAGUAGUUGCUAAUUGCAUGUUUGUUUAUGCUGCUUUUACUGUAGAAUUAUCCCCUGUAGAAAGUCCUGCUGUCCAUAUGCAUGCUUAGGCAAAGGGAUGCAUGAAUAGGAUUAUGCCAAUCUGCAGUAACUUCUUCCCGCAGAAAUGCAGUGUGCGAUUUACUGAAAUCUUGUGCCACUGUCGAUCCUAUGUGAACCUCACAAAGAGAGGAGCUGAAGUAGCCACUGCAAGCGCUGAGGAGAAACGAUAGCCACGCUUUUCUGCGGGAUAACAGAGAAACACAAAACAAAACUGCAUUUUCAUAAAAGGCAGUUUUUUUAAAAUAAAUGUUUCAGCUGUUGCUAAAAUGAAUAAGGGGGGUGGGGACUUCAGGGAGAUCAGAGGUCACUGAUGUACUGAGGAGGGUGUGGUAGGCCAGAGAAUGCUGCUCACUUUUAAGCCAUUGUUCUAAAGAUUAUCUAGUACUGUAGUUAUGAAAUGAUCCUUUUUCAAAUGUGAGCGACAGCUGCAAGCUCAGUUUCGACUAAGCUGGUCUGCGUUGUGAAAUCUUGGCAGGUACACUGCUAAACAGAACAGAGAGAGAGAAAGAGAUAUGACAGGAAAGCAAUGUGACGCACACAUGACGUCAAGCCACCACCUCUCUUUUAAACGCACAUCACACACACCCACACACACCCACACACACACACACACACACACAUAGGUGAUGUUUGGGGACACUCAGUGAUGAUUCUGCCUGGUAAGGUUAUGGAAGUACAAAGGAUACUGCACUGCUAAGCUAUUCACAUUGACCCCUCUGUAUACACAGACUGCGCAAGGGGAAGUCUUUUGAUCUGACAACUGACAGGGUGAGAGGAUUUGUGUGAAUCAGAAAGGUCUCUCAGCAAAAUGCUUUCAGAGAUUUUGCAGUUGGUUUUGUGCUUAUUUAUAUUUUUGAGGAUUGAUACAGAAAUGCAAAGUUACAUUUUGUAUUUCAGAUGAUUCUAUAAGUUACCCAAAGAUAUCGAUAUCUAGAAACAGACGGUAUGUUCUACAUAAGGGAUAAUGAAAUUAAUAAUAAAUUGA
Molecule: messenger RNA, 5256 nt
Organism: Thunnus maccoyii (southern bluefin tuna)
Lineage: Eukaryota; Metazoa; Chordata; Actinopteri; Scombriformes; Scombridae
Product: metal transporter CNNM1
Exons: 10
Coding region: 104-2806 (900 amino acids)
Biological process (GO): transport; magnesium ion homeostasis
Cellular component (GO): plasma membrane
Molecular function (GO): transmembrane transporter activity
Source: RefSeq, a predicted model, not a curated record